UAUUCUCCAAAUACUUAAAGGAACAUGUGCUGGAAUGAAAACCAAUGAAAGUAAUCAGUGUGGUAAAGCCUUCACAAGUCAUGGUCAUCUUCAAAUACAUAAAAGAAUACAUAUUGGAGAAAAAACAUAUGAAUCUAAUCAAUGUGGUAAAGCCUUUAAAUAUGCCGGUAAUCUUAGAGUACAUAAAAUAGCACAUGUUGAAAAGAAACCCUACAAAUGUAAUCAAUGUGAUAAAGCUUUUUCACAACAUAGUAAUCUUCAAAUUCAUGGAAGAACACAUUCUGGAGAGAAAACCUACAAAUGUAAUCAAUGUGCUACAGACUUUGGAUGUGCCAGUAAUCUCCAAAUAUAUGAAAGAACACAUACUGGCGAGAAACCCUACAAAUGUAAUCAAUGUGAUAAAGCCUAUUCAGAACUCAAAACUCUCAGAAUACAUCAAAGGACACAUUCUGGAGAGAAACCAUACAAAUGCAGUCAAUGUGAUAAAGCCUUUUAUCAGCACAGUCAUCUCCAAAGACAUGAAAGAACACAUACUGGAGAGAAACCCUACAAAUGUAAUCAAUGUGGUAAAGUCUUUUCACAAUACAGUAAUCUUCAAAUGCAUGAAAGAACACAUACUGGAGAGAAACCCUACAAAUGUAAACAAUGUGAUAAAGACUUUGCAUGUGCCAAUAAUCUCCAAAUACAUGGAAGAACACAUACUGGAGAGAAACCAUAUAAAUGUAAUCAAUGUGGUAAAGCCUUUGUAUGUGUGAGUAGUCUCCAAAUUCAUAAAAGAACACAUACUGGAGAGAAACCCUACAAAUGUAAUCAAUGUGAUAAAGCCUUUGCAUAUGCUAGUAAUCUCAGAGUACAUAAAAGAACACAUACUGGAGAGAAACCCUACAAAUGUAAUCAAUGUGGUAAACACUUUACAUGUGCCAAUAAUCUCCAAAUACAUGAAAGAACACAUACUGGAGAGAAACCCUACAAAUGUAAUCAAUGUGAUAAAGCCUUUGCAUAUGCCAGUAAUCUCAGAGUACAUGAAAGAACACAUUCUGGAGAGAAACCCUACAAAUGUAAUCAAUGUGAUAAAGCCUUUGCAUAUGCCAGUAAUCUCAGAGUACAUGAAAGAACACAUACUGGAGAGAAACCCUACAAAUGUAAUCAAUGUGAUAAAGCCUUUUCACGACACAAUCGUCUCCAAAAACAUAAAAAAAGACAUACUGGAGACAAACUCUACAAAUAGAAUCAAUGCGAUAAAGCCUUUUCAUAAUAAUGCAAUCUUCAAAUGUUUGAAAGAACACAUUCUGAAGAGAAACCCUAUAAAUGUAAUCAGUGUGAUAAAGGCUUUGCAUGUGCCAGUCAUCUCCAAAUACAUGAAAGAAUGCAUUCUUGACAGAAAGCCUAUGAAUGAAACCAACAUGGUAACACCUUUGUAUGUCUCAAUAAUCUUAGAAUACUUAAAAGAAUACAUACUAGAGAGAAACUUAUGAUUGUGAUCAGUGUGGUAAAGCCUUUGCAAAUCAAGGUCAUCUUUGGAUAUAUAAAAGAACGUAUACUGGAGAGAAAUCCUAUGAUUAAGCCUUUUCACAACACAACCAUCUCCACAUACAUGAAAGAACACAUACUGGAGAGAAACCCUACAAAUGUAAUCCAAGUAAUAAAGACUUUUCACAAAAUAAUCCUCUAUAUAUACACAAAAGAACACAUACUAGAGUUAUGAAUGUUAUCAACGUGAUAAAAGUUUGGAUGUGCUAUUAAUCUCCAAAUACAUAAAAGAACUCAUACUAGUGAGAAACCCUUCAAAUAUAAUCAAUGUGAUAAAGCCUUUCAUGACACAAUCAUCUUCAAAUACAUAAGAGAACACAUUUUGGAGAUAAAUCCUAUGAAUAUAAUCAAUGUGGUAAAGCCUUUACAUGAAUCAUCAGUCUUUGAAGUCAUGAGAAAAAUUCAUACUGCAGAGAAACCCUAUAAAAGUAGUGAGUGUAACAAAGUUUUGCACUUCAUGUUAGUCUUUAUACAAGAGUAAAACUUUUAGUGUGUCAUUGGUCUCUUAAAGCUUUUUCAAUUUACAGUCGUCUUUGAGGGCCUGAGAAAACUAAUACUCAAGGAAAUCUGGCCAUAAAGGUUUUGGAAGAUCUUUACCAACAGACUUACAUUCAGUUACACAAGUUUAAUCUGGACAAAAUACCUGACAAGUGUCACCUAUCUGUUCAAGCCUUAUGAUGUUCCUCUUUAUUUUGUUUGCACCGUCAAACUCAUAUGGACAAAAUGAUGAGGUAGCACUUUUCUAUUCUACAGUUCUCUUCAAUUACAUGAAAUAAGGCAUCCAGAUUUAACACUUAAUGGGUGUGUAUUAGUGCCUUUUCUGUUGCUGUGAUAAAACAUUAUGUCAAAGUAAGUCAACUUACUAAAAGUUGGCCCUUGGUUCCAGAGGGAUCCAGGAUAACCAUAAAAGUGGCAUGGCAACAAGUGUCAAACAUGGCAGCUAUAGAAGAAGAUAUCUAUGAACUCACACCUUCCACCUGUGGCAUGAAUGUGAAAGUGGGAACUGGAAAUGGUGUGUGGAUGUGAACUCUCAUGCUCACUCCCAGGGAGGUACUUUCUCCAGCAGGGUGAGCAUUACAUAUAUCUUCCCAAAUGAUACCACCAACUAAGACAGAUUGAUUUCUCUGACUUCAAUCCUAUGUUCUUGUUUUCUGUUACAUGAACCAGUUCAUGAUGAAGAAAAACUCUGUAAGUAAGCCUUUUAAUGCCUCAACAACUGAGUUACAGGAACAAAUGCUUACAAGAGAAAAAUGUUCUUGACUGAAAAUCUGAUUAUUUAAAGAUUUUUUUAAAUUUUA
Molecule: messenger RNA, 2828 nt
Organism: Peromyscus maniculatus bairdii (prairie deer mouse)
Lineage: Eukaryota; Metazoa; Chordata; Mammalia; Rodentia; Cricetidae
Source: RefSeq, a predicted model, not a curated record